UGUAUUUUGUGAGAUCAUAGCUGGAAAGGUAACAGCGGCUUUCGAAAUGGAUAGCCGAGUAAUUCCUAGGAAUGGCGCGAUGCUCGGUCUUUUUGUCUUGGUUUUAAUGUCGCAAUCCGUUGCCAGUGAUGUGAGUUAUUCUUUUCCAGAGGAGACAAAACGUGGGUAUGUGAUUGCAAACAUAGCCAAAGAUAUUGGUUUGGACAUCAGCAAGUUAUCAGCUCGUAACCCUCGUGUUGAUACAGAAGAUAACCGCAAACGUUAUUGCGAUGUGAAUCGAAUAACUGGGGAUUUGACUGUAGUCGAAAGGAUCGACAGAGAUGGACUAUGUGGAAAGAAGGCUUCGUGUGUUAUAAAGCAAGAGCUAGUUUUGGAGAAUCCACUGGAGUUGCAUCGGAUUAAUCUUCACAUUCAAGACAUAAACGAUAACCCCCCCAUAUUUAAGAAUGAUGUGAUCAAUUUUGAAAUACAAGAGUCAGCUGUUAGAGGUGCACAUUUCUUACUGGACCCAGCCGGUGACGCAGACAUUGGAGAGAACUCCGUGAAGAGCUACUCGCUUCAGAAGAAUGAUCACUUUGUGUUGAAAGUGCACUCUAGUACAUACGGAGAUAAAUAUGGCGAGCUGGUGUUAGACAAAGAGCUGGAUCGUGAGCAGCAGGAAGAGGUUGUAUUAAUUCUUACAGCCACUGAUGGUGGGAUUCCACCGAGGUCAGGUACCGUAGCUAUUCAUGUUACAGUGCUAGACGCUAAUGACAACGCUCCUGUAUUCAGUCAUGACCUUUAUACAGUCACUCUGCCUGAAAACACUCCUUUAAAUUCCGUAGUGGUUACUGUGAGCGCCACCGAUGCCGACAACGGAGCCAAUGGAGAAGUGACAUAUGAGUUUGGUCAUUUGUCCGACGAUGUUGUAAAUUUAUUCUCCCUUGAUGCUAAAACAGGAGAUAUAUUAGUGACAGGUCCGGUUGAUUACGAAGAUGAAAAUUCCUAUGAGCUACAUGUUCAAGCUAAAGACGGGUCAGGCUUAGCGUCUUAUACUAAAGUGAUUAUAGAAAUCACUGAUGUUAAUGAUAACGCACCUAUGAUAUUUGUUAAGUCCCUGUACAGCCCCGUUGCCGAAAAUGUAGCACCAGGAACAGAGGUGGGCAUUAUAAACGUGCAGGACAGAGACUCAGUAGCGAGCAGUCAGGUUCGCUGCUCCAUCCUUAACAACGUGCCAUUUAAACUCGUUCCAUCAAUUAAAAAAUAUUUUUCGUUGGUCACUACAGGCGCAUUAGACCGUGAAGUAGUGUCUAAUUACAAUAUAACUGUAAUGGCUACAGACGAUGGCUCUCCCCCACUGUCUACCUCCUCCAGCAUCCAGAUAUUCGUUGCAGACGUGAAUGAUAAUGCACCUGCGUUUGACCAGCAAUUAUAUAGUGCUUUAGUGACCGAGAAUAAUAAACCAGGCACCUCAAUUUGUAUUGUAGUCGCAAAAGAUCCGGAUUGGAGACAAAACGGCACAGUGACGUAUUCACUUUUACCUGGUCAGAUCAAUGGUGUGCCUUUGUCCUCCUUUGUAUUAAUUAACGGAGACACUGGGGUUAUUCAUGCUGUCAGGUCGUUUGAUUACGAGCAGGUUAAGAUGUUCAGUGUUCAUGUGCUCGCCCGAGACAACGGCUCUCCUCCACUCAGUAGUAAUGUGACCGUGCGUGUCCAUGUGAAGGACGAGAACGAUAACUCUCCACAGAUAUUAUAUCCAACUCCGGACGGCAAAUCACUCAUGACCGAGAUGGUGCCCAAAGCUGCGCAGGCGAACUCCAUUGUGUCCAAAGUCAUCGCGGUGGAUGCAGACUCAGGGCAGAACUCGUGGCUCUCCUAUCAUAUUACAAAGGCCUCUGACCCUGGACUCUUUAUAAUCGGUGUCCACAGUGGAGAGAUCCGGACGCAGAGAGACGUGUCUGUAUCUGACACAAUGAAGCAGAGUCUUGUCGUCUCCGUGAAAGAUAAUGGACAGCCCUCUCUUUCAGCGUCUUGUACUGUGCAUUUACUUAUUUCGGACAACUUGAUUGAAGUCCCAGAACUGAAAGCUAUGUCUUAUGACGACGGCUCCAAACUCACAACUUAUUUGAUAAUUGCACUCGUCUCUGUGUCGACGUUUUUCCUUACCUUUAUUAUCAUCACUUUGGCUGUGAAGUUUUGUCGCAGAAAAAGACCCAGACUAUUGUUUGAUGGAGCUGUGGCGAUCCCCAGUGCGUAUCUCCCUCCCAAUUACGCAGAUGUGGAUGGAACUGGAACACUUCGCAGUGCAUACAACUACGACGCGUAUUUGACCACGGGGUCGCGUACCAGUGACUUCAAGUUUGUCGGAUCAUACACAGAGGGAACUAUGCCCAUUGAUAUGACUCUUAAGAAAUCUGCAUCUGACGACUUGCUCGGUGCCAUCGAUACCGUCCAGUGAGGUUUUGCCACAGGAGAAAGCCCAGAAUGUUGUUUGAUGGCGC
Messenger RNA from Alosa alosa (allis shad), 2480 nucleotides. Its product is annotated as protocadherin beta-15-like. The record is from RefSeq and is a predicted model, not a curated record. Gene Ontology annotation, cellular component: plasma membrane. The transcript has 2 exons. Gene Ontology annotation, molecular function: calcium ion binding. Gene Ontology annotation, biological process: homophilic cell-cell adhesion. Bases 47 to 2437 code for a protein of 796 amino acids. NCBI's taxonomy places the organism in Eukaryota, Metazoa, Chordata, Actinopteri, Clupeiformes, Clupeidae.